UCACAUUGUAUAUAAAUAGUACAUAUGCUCGUUCCAGCUCAGCAGCAGAGCACGCAUGAAGGAGAAGUGGAUCUCCUCGCUUGAAAACUACCACCUUAAAUAACCAGGGGCCCCAAAUAGCCUGUGCCAGCUCCAGAUCCACUCUUUUUCUGUCACAACCCACAUCUUCUGUAGAUCUGCUGGGUGAACUGACCCACACAGUACCAUAAUCAAUUUCCAACAAACUCCCUGCCAAAUGAGUCCUUUGAACCUUUUGAUCGCUAGUUUGAAUUUCACCCGGGCAGAGACUCUCAGUGGAGGGCUUUUUCGAUUCGUUGCCGAGCGCUCUUUAACCUUAUAUGCCGUGGAAAAUGUGGCUCAGACUUGGUCCUGGAAUGAAUGGUGGACUAGUGUUUUACAGUGGCUCUCACGCCCCGAUGUACUCGCUGCCAUCACUGCUUGGUGGAUAACAUUUACAAUCGUUAUCACAAUCAUAAUGAGCCUUGGAUUUGGGCCUGCUGGAGUUGUUGCAGGGUCAUUGGCAGCUGGAUUUCAGUCCUUUAUGUAUAGUGGAUUUACUCCUGCAGGAGGCAUUUUUGCUACAUUGACAAGCAUGGCCAUGUUAGGCACAUUAAUGUUUCCUGCCGCCCUUGUUGCUUUCAUUCUUGCAACUGGGGUAUCAGCUCUCGUCUGGAGCCUUGGGGUAGGAAAAUAGAAGCUCAAACUGGUGUACAAUGCAUAUUUCUAUCACAUAGCCUCUCUGUUGAAAAUCACUUUCUUUUAGGGUUCCUUGACUCUUUUCUUAUUAAUUCGAGGAUGCGAGCCCGUCUUAGAGCUCUCAGUUCCCAACGCUCCUGGGAGUCCUACAAGACCUCGUGGAACUAUCUCCACCGAGGUAGGGAAUGUGUCUCUUGAUUCCAUGGUUUUGCUGUAACGCAAAAUUUCAGUGCUAUCCCCUGG
This is a messenger RNA of Aspergillus novofumigatus IBT 16806, 939 nucleotides long. RefSeq lists its product as uncharacterized. Lineage: Eukaryota; Fungi; Ascomycota; Eurotiomycetes; Eurotiales; Aspergillaceae. Bases 236 to 694 code for a protein of 152 amino acids. The transcript has 3 exons. The record is from RefSeq and is a predicted model, not a curated record.